AUGUCAACAGCAGCAUCCACCAUGAACGGCACAGUCGAAAAGGUUUUCUAUCUCUCUUCCCUUGCCGUGGGAUCCUGGGUAGCUAAGAGACUCCUGGACGAAUAUGCCGACCUCCCACUGCAUCUCCUCUGCUCCAGCAUCGAGGUCCACUCCUAUGAUGAGGCCUACAAUUAUCUCCUCUACUGGCUUAUGAAGCAAAAACUCGACGCAAACAAAAACCGCUUGCUGGCUUUAACGUCGCUGACGAGCGGCCAGGGGGGUUUCUUCGGCGAAGACACCAACAAGGACAAUGAUGCGGCCGAGGAGGACGAACUGGAGGUCCACGCGGAUGCAGAAUACAAGGCCUCCCUGGCGAAUACCCGUCCCUUGCUCUGGACUCCCUCGGCGGGAACACACUGGUUCCGAUAUCGCGGUCGGUUUCUGGCGCUCACGCGGGAGGUAGAGGAAAAUCGGCAAACAGUGUACACGCGCACAGAGAAGCUGCGGGUCUCUUGUUUGGGAUGGGAUCCAGCCAUUCUGAAAGAGUUGAUGCAGGAUGCUCGGGUGGCGUUCUCGCAAAAGGAGAAGGGGAGGACAGUGAUCUACCGCGCCAUGAAGUCGAUUUACGAUGGCGAGUUGGCUUGGAAAAGGUUGACUUCGCGUCCUGCUCGACCACUGUCCACAGUCAUUCUGGACGAGGCAGUCAAGCACGCGUUUCUCGAAGACAUUCAGCACUAUCUGCACCCCAGUACGAUGCGCUGGUACAGCGACCGUGGCAUUCCCUAUCGGCGGGGAUACCUGUUUUAUGGGCCGCCUGGCACGGGGAAGUCCAGUCUCGCGUUCGCCGCAGCAGGGUUUCUCGGCUUGAAUGUGUACAUGGUCAACCUGAACUCGCAGCAGCUUACGGAGGAUGCCUUGACGCAGUUGUUUCUGACGCUUCCGAGACGGUGUCUGGUGCUGCUGGAAGAUAUCGACGCCAAUGAAGUAACUGGUCGUCGCAAGCCAGCUGCACGGCGCCGAAAGGGGAAGAACGGGAUCUCGCUCUCGGCCUUGUUGAAUAUCAUCGACGGCGUCGCGGCUCAGGAGGGCCGGGUGCUGAUUAUGACGACGAAUCACCAUGAGCACCUAGAUCCGGCGCUCAUUCGACCUGGCCGGGUCGACUACAAGCUCGAGUUUCAGCUCGCCAGUCGAGAUCUCUGUGCGACCAUGUUUCGGAAUAUCUUCCAGGUCUACACACCGUCUGAAGUGGGCAGUGCACAGGUUGCCGCCUCUUCCACUCAGGGUGGCCUAUCGGAAAAAGACGGGUCUACAGCGAUUGAUCUCCAAGAUGUCGCCAAAGUAUUUGCGGGGAAGAUUCCGCCCGGUACCUUUUCUCCUGCUGAGGUUCAGGGAUAUUUGCUGCGGUAUCGAGAUUCACCAGAGGAUGCUGUAGCGGGUGUCGAAUCAUGGGUUGAAACAUCGCAGGCCGAGAAAGCAGCUAAUGACCAAGUGCUUGAAGACAAAGCAGCCCAAAGUAGUGAGAGUGAAUCUGAGGACGAUUCUGAGGAUGACAAUGAGGAGCAGCCAGAUGAAGACGCAUCUUGA
Aspergillus fumigatus Af293 is the source of this 1563-nucleotide messenger RNA. RefSeq names its product putative mitochondrial chaperone ATPase (Bcs1) (gene bcs1). The record is from RefSeq and is a predicted model, not a curated record. Gene Ontology annotation, cellular component: mitochondrial inner membrane. NCBI's taxonomy places the organism in Eukaryota, Fungi, Ascomycota, Eurotiomycetes, Eurotiales, Aspergillaceae. Gene Ontology annotation, biological process: mitochondrial respiratory chain complex III assembly; protein insertion into mitochondrial inner membrane from matrix. Gene Ontology annotation, molecular function: ATP hydrolysis activity; ATP binding.